CACCCACCCCCAUGGGCGCCACCGAGGCAGGGGCGCGGGCCACGUUCGGAGCCUGGGACUACGGGGUCUUCGCCCUCAUGCUGCUGGUGUCCACGGGCAUCGGGCUGUGGGUGGGGCUGGCGCGGGGCGGGCAGCGCAGCGCCGAGGACUUCUUCACGGGGGGCCGGCGCCUGGCGGCGCUGCCCGUCGGCCUCUCGCUGUCCGCCAGCUUCAUGUCGGCCGUGCAGGUGCUGGGCGUGCCGGCCGAGGCCUACCGCUACGGCCUCAAGUUCCUCUGGAUGUGCCUGGGCCAGCUGCUCAACUCCCUGCUCACCGCCGCCUUCUUCCUGCCCGUCUUCUACCGCCUGGGCCUCACCAGCACCUACCAGUACCUGGAGCUGCGCUUCAGCCGCGCCGUGCGGCUCUGCGGGACCCUGCAGUACCUGGUGGCCACAAUGCUGUACACCGGCAUCGUGAUCUACGCCCCCGCGCUCAUCCUGAACCAAGUGACCGGGCUGGACAUCUGGGCGUCGCUCCUUUCCACCGGAGCCAUCUGCACCUUCUACACGACUGUGGGCGGCAUGAAGGCUGUCAUCUGGACUGACGUGUUCCAGGUCGUGGUGAUGCUGGCUGGCUUCUGGGUUGUCCUGGCCCAGGGGACCAUGCUCGUGGGCGGGCCUAGGCACAUGCUCAGGCUGGCCCAGAACCACUCCCGGAUCAAUCUGAUGGACUUUGACCUGGACCCUCGGAGUCGUUACACAUUCUGGACUUUUGUGGUGGGCGGCACAUUGGUGUGGCUCUCGAUGUAUGGUGUGAACCAGGCACAGGUGCAGCGCUAUGUGGCCUGCUGCACAGAGAAGCAGGCCAAGCUGGCUCUGCUCAUCAACCAGCUGGGCCUGUUCCUGAUCGUGUCCAGCGCCGCUGGCUGUGGUAUCGUCAUGUUCACCUUCUACCUCGACUGCGACCCUCUGCUCACAGGGCGGAUCUCCGCCCCGGACCAGUACAUGCCCCUGCUGGUGCUGGACAUCUUUGAGGACCUGCCCGGAGUCCCAGGCCUCUUUCUGGCCUGUGCCUAUAGCGGCACCCUCAGCACCGCAUCCACCAGCAUCAACGCCAUGGCUGCCGUCACUGUGGAGGACCUCAUCAAACCUCGGCUGCCGAGCCUGGCGCCCCGGAGACUCGUAGUCAUCUCCAAGGGGCUCUCGCUCAUCUACGGCUCCGCCUGCCUCACCGUGGCGGCCCUGUCCUCGCUGCUGGGGGGCGGCGUCCUCCAGGGCUCCUUCACCGUCAUGGGAGUCAUCAGCGGCCCCCUCCUGGGCACCUUCAUCCUGGGCAUGUUCCUCCCCGCCUGCAGCACGCGGGGCGUCCUCUGCGGGCUGGCCGCCGGCCUGGCGCUCUCGCUGUGGGUGGCCGUGGGAGCCGCUCUGUACCCGCCCAGCGCGCAGUCCAUGGGGGUCCUGACGUCGUCGGCCGCCGGCUGCGCCCAGCCCUCGGCCAACGCCUCCGGCCUCCCGGGCCCGCUCCUCGCCGCCAACGCCUCAGGCGGGGCCCCCAGCCUCGGAAUGGACCCUGAUCGACCGGCCUUAGCUGACAGUUUCUACGCCAUUUCCUAUCUUUAUUAUGGCGCCCUGGGCACACUGAGCACCGUGCUAUGUGGAGCCCUCGUCAGCUGCCUGACGGGCCCCAGCAAGCGCAGUGCCCUGGCUCCCGGGCUGCUGUGGUGGGACCUCGCAUGGCAGACGGCGUCAGUGGCCCCCAAGGAAGAAGUAGCCACCCUGGAUGACAGCCUAGUGAAGGGUGCUGAGGAACUGCCCCCUGGAGCCAAGAGGCCUCCAGACUUCCUGCCCACCGACGAGGACCAUCUGCUCUUCCUAGGGCAGAAAGAGGUGGAUGGAGCUGGCUCCUGGACCCCCGGCAGUGGGCGUGACAGGGGUUGUGACCUGCGAGAGACAGACCUCUGAGCCAGCGGGAGACCGGCUGCCUGGGGUGGAGCCUCAGGGCGGCCCAAUCCCGGGCCACGGCCAGCAGGCUCGGCUCCGAUUGGCUGGACUGUGACGUGUGCACAUGAGCUGGGGACUGCAUGUCCGCCUCGUGGGGAGAGGCAGACCCCACCUCC
Ceratotherium simum simum (southern white rhinoceros) is the source of this 2095-nucleotide messenger RNA. RefSeq names its product solute carrier family 5 member 5 (gene SLC5A5). The record is from RefSeq and is a predicted model, not a curated record. Gene Ontology annotation, molecular function: sodium:iodide symporter activity. Lineage: Eukaryota; Metazoa; Chordata; Mammalia; Perissodactyla; Rhinocerotidae. Gene Ontology annotation, cellular component: extracellular exosome; membrane. Gene Ontology annotation, biological process: thyroid hormone generation; iodide transmembrane transport; sodium ion transport.